UGACGGAAAUGACGGACGAAUUUUGACAGCUUUGAUUGGAUAAAAAAUUGUUGUGCGCUAUCAAUAAAACAUAAUUUGUCGUUUUUAUCGUAGGUUCAACCAAUUUUAUAUUCUCAUCUCAUCAUCAUGAACAGAAUAUUUGGUAGAGGAAAACCUAAAGAACCUGGUCCUAGUAUUACGGACUGUAUCACCAAUGUCGAUGCCAGAGCAGACAAUAUCGAGCAGAAAGUACAAAAACUGGAGAAUGAGCUUAGGAAAUACAAAGAUCAAAUGAACAAGAUGAGGGAAGGUCCAGCAAAGAACUCUGUAAAGCAGAAGGCUAUGCGGGUCUUGAAACAAAAGAAAAUGUACGAACAACAACUGGAUAGUUUGCGAGCUCAGUCUUUCAACAUGGAGCAGGCGAACUACGCCACACAAACCCUGAAGGACACACAGGCCACGGUGACUGCGAUGAAAGACGGUGUCACUCAAAUGAAAAAGGAAUUCAAGAAAAUCAACAUUGAUAACAUUGAGGACGUAAACGAUGAGCUGGCAGACAUGUUGGAGCAAGCUGACGAGGUUCAAGAGGCGCUGGGCCGGCAGUACGGCAUGCCGGAGAUCGACGAUGAUGAGCUGGCCGCAGAACUCGAUGCUCUUGGCGACGAGAUAGCUCUGGACGACGACACGUCAUACCUCGAUGACGUAGUGAAGGCACCGGCAGCGCCCGACAAGGAACCCGGCGCGGACAGCGUACGAAACAAAGACGGAGUGCCCGUGGACGAGUUCGGACUGCCGCAGGUGCCUAGCGUUGUGCAGACGUCCCGUUAAAGUGAGGGUAGGUGAGCCUUUGUUCUUUGAUUGUGCGGCAUGACACGUCUCAUUUUGCUAGGGUCUUCUUCUUGUCGUGUCGACAACAAAUCUACACAGUGUCAGCCCAAAACUCCGCCACGAGAGUGGCGUUGGCAGUAGCCUUCAGUUAAUCUUCCAGCGUGCAGUUGUUUGGGCACGCAGGGCAAGACCUCAUGUGCUUCGUUGACUGGGGAACCAAACCACACUUGCACUCCACGCUUUAGCCAUCCAAGAAUCCCCACUUAAACAGAUUGUCCUUACUACGGCCGACCUGAGUCCGAAGUCUAUUUAAAGACUUCCAGGUAAGCCAGGGGAGCUCAUGUCCAGGUGGAGUACUCCCAGACAUAGGGACAAAAGGGCAGGGAAGAUCACCUCUCUCAAGCCAUAACAUUCAUCUCUCUUUUGAUCGAUCGUCAUGAAGGAGAGGGGGCAAACAUUUUACGAAAUUUCUUCGGCUUUUAAACCUUUCGUAAUUAAAAAUUCGUAAUUUUGCUAGGGUUAUAAUGAUUGUUUAGUCAUCAGGGCACUUACACCCGUAUUCACAAACGAUGCUUGCUUAAGUGAAGCAGCUAAUCGAACGCACAGCGUUGAAUAGAGCUCUGUGAUUGAUUCGUUUGUCACCCUGUGCGUCCACUUUAUCAUAGGUGGGUAUGUUGAAAGCUAUCGUAUUUACAAUCAUCAGAUGGCGCCACUAGUGGUUAAUGCUGAUUUGCUUCUCACGUUCGAAGGUGAUCUAUUGUGAUGAUAAAUUCUCAAUUAAAAUCCCUUAAUCUGUCAUUCAUUAGUAUCAUGACGAUCAUUCCUGUGCUUAAAUGCAUAGAUAAAUGCCAUUUUCUUUUAAAUCACCACCUAACUUAGAAUAUAUUAGAACAAAGGCUCACCUGAUGUUAGACAUAGUAAGGUUACAGCAGUUCUCAUGGCUUCAGAGGAUACAUGAAACUGCCUCAGCAUAAUGCUGUGAUUUCUUUAUAGUAACUCACCAUGCCUACGCAAAUAUAAUAUAAAUGUACAUUUAAAUAUAAAUUUAAUAUAUCUUAAGUUUUAUAAUACAAUUAUGCUUUUUGUUGUAAACCAAGAAUCACAUCGCGUUAACCGCUUGUGUUACUUUAAAUUGUGCAGUAAUUUCUGUAGAAUAAGAUUUGGCAAUUUUUUUACUGAUCAUGCAUACUUUUUUUGGUCAGGGUUCUCUUUAGUGAUUUGAUAAUCAGAUCAAAUUAAAAAGGUUUAGGAGAGUAUAGAGAUUGCACUUUAGCAUAAAAAAGUCCCACCUUUUCUUUAGUCGCCUGAUGUAUUUGGAAGUUAAUUAACGCAGGAAAACAUUCCAGAAGCUGUGGUUUCAGAAUUGGUAAAAUAAACAUUUACAUAUAUCUGGUUAUCGGAUCACGACAAUAAUGCUUUCAAAUGUAUACGUAAUUAUUUUCCAGAAUAAUUGGUUCUUUUGAGAUUAACUACUAAUUAUGUUCAUAAUUGUAAAGAAAAUCAUUAUGUGAUUGCAAAUAGAAAAAUAUACUUUAUUGCGAAUUGCUUUAAAAUUAGAUUUUAAUACAUUAACAAUAGCAACACAAUUAUUUGAUUCUUAACACUCAUCAUUUACAUAAUAUAGGUAUUACUUAUAGGUACUUUUAAAAAGCAUAAAAUAAAUAUUGUUUCAAAAAUGUG
Molecule: messenger RNA, 2487 nt
Organism: Ostrinia nubilalis (European corn borer)
Lineage: Eukaryota; Metazoa; Arthropoda; Insecta; Lepidoptera; Crambidae
Gene: Vps60
Product: charged multivesicular body protein 5
Exons: 5
Coding region: 127-807 (226 amino acids)
Biological process (GO): late endosome to vacuole transport via multivesicular body sorting pathway; vesicle budding from membrane
Cellular component (GO): multivesicular body
Source: RefSeq, a predicted model, not a curated record